Messenger RNA from Durotheca rogersii, 2234 nucleotides. Its product is annotated as P-loop containing nucleoside triphosphate hydrolase protein. The transcript is spliced from 4 exons. Gene Ontology annotation, biological process: proton transmembrane transport; ATP metabolic process. The coding region runs from base 186 to 1724 and encodes 512 amino acids. NCBI's taxonomy places the organism in Eukaryota, Fungi, Ascomycota, Sordariomycetes, Xylariales, Xylariaceae. The record is from RefSeq and is a predicted model, not a curated record. Gene Ontology annotation, cellular component: proton-transporting V-type ATPase, V1 domain. Gene Ontology annotation, molecular function: proton-transporting ATPase activity, rotational mechanism; ATP binding.
GCUUGUUGCGACUCUGUCACAGUAGCGGUUUUGAGCUUCUACAACAACUAAAGGUCGCCCGGUGGCUGGAGCUGGACAAUACCCUUCCUUUGUAAACACAGAACAAGCUUCUUCACACAGAAGAGCUUCUUCCUAACCCCUCCGACCCUCCUCGCCCUGUCCUAGACCUGUAGCCGCUACUCGCCAUGGAUCCCCGAGAAUCCUCCUCGUACUCCAUAGUGCCCAGGAUUCGGUACAACACCGUCGGCGGUGUCAACGGUCCCCUGGUUAUUCUCGACAACGUCAAGUUCCCGCGCUACAAUGAGAUCGUGACCCUGACGCUCCCCGACGGCACUGAGAGGUCGGGUCAGGUCCUCGAAGCCCGAGGUAACCGGGCCGUCGUUCAGGUUUUCGAGGGCACGCCUGGCAUCGAUGUAAAGAAGACCAAAGUCGAGUUCACGGGGGAGAGCCUGAAGCUGGGUGUGUCCGAAGACAUGCUGGGCCGUAUCUUCGAUGGAUCGGGAAGAGCUAUCGACAAGGGACCCAAGGUGUUGGCGGAGGACUUCCUCGACAUCAACGGCAGCCCUAUCAACCCCUACUCGCGAGUGUACCCCGAAGAAAUGAUCUCGACCGGUAUCUCCACCAUCGACACGAUGAACUCGAUUGCCCGCGGCCAAAAGAUCCCCAUCUUCUCCGCUGCCGGUUUACCCCACAACGAAAUUGCUGCCCAGAUUUGCCGACAGGCUGGCCUGGUGAAGCAAAAGGGCGCAACGAACAAGGGCGUGCACGACGAUCACGAGGAGAACUUCUCCAUCGUGUUUGCUGCUAUGGGUGUCAAUUUGGAAACCGCCCGGUUCUUCACCCGCGACUUCGAGGAGAACGGCAGUCUGGAGCGUGUCACCCUGUUCCUCAACCUCGCCAACGAUCCUACAAUCGAACGCAUCAUUACCCCUCGUCUCGCUCUCACCACAGCCGAAUACUACGCCUACCAGCUCGAGAAGCACGUCCUAGUCAUCCUUACGGAUCUCUCUGCCUACUGCGACGCCCUCCGAGAAGUGUCGGCCGCUCGCGAAGAAGUGCCGGGCCGACGUGGUUUCCCCGGUUAUAUGUACACCGAUUUGUCUACCAUCUACGAGCGAGCCGGUCGUGUCGAGGGACGAAACGGCUCGAUUACCCAGAUCCCCAUCUUAACCAUGCCUAACGAUGAUAUCACGCAUCCCAUCCCCGAUCUGACGGGCUAUAUCACCGAAGGACAAAUUUUCGUCGACCGCCAGCUCUACAACCGUGGCAUCUACCCUCCGAUCAACGUGCUACCCUCACUCUCCCGUCUCAUGAAGUCUGCCAUUGGUGAAGGAAUGACAAGGAAGGACCACGGCGACGUGUCCAACCAGCUCUACGCCAAGUACGCUAUCGGCCGAGACGCCGCAGCCAUGAAGGCUGUCGUCGGCGAAGAGGCCCUGUCGGCGGAAGACAAACUGUCCUUGGAAUUCCUCGAGAAAUUCGAGCGACAGUUUGUGGCGCAGGGCGCCUAUGAGCAACGGAGCAUCUUCGACUCUCUGGACAUCGCGUGGAGCUUGCUGCGCAUCUUCCCGAAGGAGCUGCUCAACCGUAUCCCCGGCAAGAUCAUCCAGGAAUUCUACCAGCGGUCGGCCGCUGACCGCAAGGGCAAAGGCAAGGACAAGAGCGAUAAGGGCGUGAGGGACACAGAGGGUGCAGCACAUGAGGGGAACCUCGUCGACGUAUAGUUGGUACGAUGCAGGCGCACACGACUGCGUGACGGGUGUGUAUAAGCUUUACCGUCGUACAUGACGGGGUACGGGCUAUUUAUCAUCGGUAUUCGAUACGACGAAAUUCCUUCCCACGUCAGCUUGGCGGGGGACGACAGGGGUGUGGAAGGAUAUGUACUUGGGUGCCAUCGGGAGGGGGAGGUCUAGGACCGGAGCAGCUUGUCCACCCUUGAACGACAAUUGAGCGUUGACUCAGAUCUAUAUCCAGAUACCUAACAAGCUGGCUCUCAGAGCUAGAAACGCGGAGGAAUAGAACAGAGGCAAUCGUCCAUUUACUACCUUCUAGAACGAGGAUGAGAUCGAGCUGCUUGACGAUAACACAGGCACGACUUAUGGAUUUGAGUAGGUGUUUUUGAGGGUAUAUAAAGAGAACGUCCACCACGUGGAGCAAUGAAAUGCUUAUGCAUACAUACUAGUACACAUACAUAGACAUGUCAGCGCGCGAAUACACAGUACACACACUACGCA